UUGGAGGGCAUUGCGGCUUUCGCCAAUUCAACGGUGACGCCUUGCCCAUGGGACAAUCAGCUUGCAAUGGCAACUCAGAGGGCUGCGGCAGCUCUUGCGUUCGCGACACCAAGCGACCAGAGGAGUACAUGCCGAACCUGCAGGUCGGAGAGGUCGUCGAAAAAGCCAGCCCGUCCCGAGCCGACGGCUGCGAGAGCUACUUGGCGCGGGAUCUGCCAGAGCUUCAUGAGAUGAAGUUCAACAAGAUGGUGCUGAACGGCGACGUGUCCUUCGAGUUCAGGACCGGCUCAAAGUACAAAGGCCAGUGGAAAGACAACGCGAGACACGGCUUUGGAAUGCAGGUGUGGCCAGAUGGUGCAAAGUUCACCGGCAACUGGGUCAACAACCUGGCAGAAGGCCCCGGCCAAUUCCUUCACUCUGACGGGGAUGUGUUCAUCGGCCAGUGGAAGCGCAACGCCGCAGAGGGGCUGGGCCAGUACUUCCACGCCAACCGGCGCAUCACCAUCAGCGGGGAGUGGGUGGAGGACAUGCAGCACGGGUAUGGGGUGGAGCUUUGGGAAGGCGGUGCGCGCUAUGAGGGCCAGUUCCACUUUGGCCAGAAGCAUGGGCUCGGGGUCUACCAUUGGCCGGACGGCUCCAGCUACUCGGGCCAGUGGAGCAAGAAUGCCAUCUGCGGUUCUGGCCACUACCUGGGCCAGGAUGGCCGGGAGUUCAAGGGGAUGUGGAAGGAUGCCAUCAUUCAUGGGUGCGGGGAGUACAAGUGGCCAGACGGCCGUAGCUUUCGUGGCCAGUAUCACUGUGAUCAGAAGGAUGGCUUCGGAAUCUUCCACUGGAGCGACGGCAAGAGCUUCCAAGGCUUUUGGAAGGGGGGCAAGCAACACGGCCAAGGAGCAAUAUACGCUGCGGAUGGCGAUGUGCUGAAGGAGGGCUAUUGGAGGAAUGGCCAAGCCCCAGGCGCAUAGUCAUAGGUUAAAGAGUUGCAGGGCACGCUUUACCUGGCAAAGUCCGGACAAGCGAUGGCCAAUGUGCCAGGUGUUUCAGGGAAGCCGCCAGGGCAUGGGAUACAUGCCGGAGAGACGUAUUGCGUCGCUCUUGGAUUGGUACGAGCUGCUUGGGCGCC
Molecule: messenger RNA, 1120 nt
Organism: Effrenium voratum
Lineage: Eukaryota; Dinophyceae; Suessiales; Symbiodiniaceae
Source: the annotation of a GenBank genome assembly